Pygocentrus nattereri (red-bellied piranha) is the source of this 3258-nucleotide messenger RNA. It is a transcript of the gene capn10, whose product is annotated as calpain 10. The transcript is spliced from 14 exons. Bases 338 to 2272 code for a protein of 644 amino acids. NCBI's taxonomy places the organism in Eukaryota, Metazoa, Chordata, Actinopteri, Characiformes, Serrasalmidae. Gene Ontology annotation, cellular component: cytoplasm. Gene Ontology annotation, biological process: proteolysis. Gene Ontology annotation, molecular function: calcium-dependent cysteine-type endopeptidase activity. The record is from RefSeq and is a predicted model, not a curated record.
CUCUCCGGAAGUGCUGCGCUUGGUUUAGAGAGAGGGAUUUGUGCACUGCUUGAUUUCGCUUCUUUAAACGCAUUGUAUUAGAUUUCAGGAGCGACUGGCUAGUCAGACUUCAUUUCGUCCAUGUUAUAAACCCUGCAGUGUUUUUUUUUUGCUUCGUGAAAACUGUCGGUAUCUCAAAAACAGUUAGCAAAUUAGCAACCUAGCUAGCUCUGCACAAGGUGUGAGAAAUACAUUUUUGUGGUGGUUUCUUCGAGACACUUUGAACAGUGAAUGAUAUGUAGACUGAUAAAGAGGUGGGAAUAAACACUGUACUGCCCUAAAUAAAGGUCUGGUUGUCAUGGAGACUGAAGAGGCUGGGCUUUUUAAGGAUCCAGACUUUGCUGCUGAUGCCUCCGCCCUUUUCACAGACUACACCACACCCCUGUCCAGACUUGUAGGCAAGGUCACCUGGCUCCGUCCGCAGGAUAUCUGUAUGCAUCCACAACUGUUCCCUGAUAACCUUACUGAGGCCUACCCGAAACAAGGCAUUCUGGGAGACUGCUGGCUCCUGUGUGCGUGUACCAUGCUGCUAAAGAGCCGCCAUCUACUGGAACAGGUGAUGCCCUCAGGGCAGUGUGUAUGGGGGGACAGCCGUUACCGUGGUAAAUUUUGCUUCAGAUUCUGGCGUAACGGGCGUUGGAUGGAGGUUCAGGUGGACGAUCGGCUACCCUGUGUCAACAACACACCCUGCUUUUCCCGCUGCCACAGCCCUUCUGCAUUCUGGAUAGCAUUGUUGGAGAAAGCAUAUGCCAAGCUGCGUGGUUCAUAUGAGCAUCUCUGGGCAGGGCAGGUGUGUGAGGCCAUGGUGGAUUUAAGUGGGGGCGUGGCUGAGCGCUGGAGCUUGAAAAGGGCUGCUGACACGCCCACUGAGAAGCGCUUGUUUCCCAGGCUUUCAGAGGAGAUGAGAAAGUGCAGUUACAUCAGCUGUUGUGUACACAGCACCCCUACAGGUGCGCCUGAGCUGGGGCAGUUCCACGCUCUUAGUGUGAUAGAAUGGACAGAUGUGAAAACAAGUGAUGGAGAAGAAGUGCGGCUGUUGCGGAUAUGGAACCCAUGGGGGAGGAGGUGCUGGGGAGGAGCCUGGACCGAAAAAGGAGCCGGGUGGAGCUCUUUGGACCCCUCUUGCUCUGUGGAUCUGUUGGGCCGAACCCAGGAAGGGGAAUUCUGGGUAGAUGAGACUGAAUUCCAGCAGGAAUUUGAUGAAGUCACAGUAGGAUAUUCAAUCAGCAAGGAUAUGCACCUCCAGAGCAUCUACACAGGAUCCUUUCUAACUUACACACAGCAGAUAGGUGGCCGCUGGAUCAGAGGUCACUCUGCAGGAGGCUGUCGUAACAACAGUAGCUACAGCAGCAACCCUAAGUUCUGGUUGAAACUUGGAGAAGGAGGGGAGGUGCUGCUUUCACUGCUGCAGUGUGGACCACGAAAUGCCCAGCGGAGUUGCACAGAACGGCCACCAGGAGGCAGCGGCACUCCACAGCACCCACACUACCAAGCCAUAGCACUGCAUCUAUGGAAGGUGGACAAAAAGCACUUUAACCUGAAGCGGACGCUGAACUCUACGCCGUGUGCGUCCUCACACACACACGCGUAUGAGCGGGAGGUAUUGGUACACACUCAUUUGAGUGCUGGGUUCUAUCUGCUGGUGCCAAGUACCUUCCUACAGGGAGCAGAGGGACAGUUCCUGCUUCGAGUGCACUCAACCUGUGCCACCAGCCUCAGUGCAAUAAAGGUAAGCCUACAGCAGGAGUCUGUGGGUGGAGAGUGGGAGACAGUCAGCGUGUGUGGCCGAUGGAUGGCCGGCUCUACGGCUGGAGGGGGUCGGAACUUCCCCUCACAUGGACAGAACCCUCGUGUACCACUCACUGUCACGUAUGACCCAGGGGGCACUAACAUUAGGGUCACUCUGCUCCAGCACAGCCGAGAGAAUGACCUCCAUGCCAUUGGUUUCCAUAUUUAUGAGGUUCCUGAUGGGAAAGUGGACUCCAUGGUCAUCUCUGCUGCAGUGUGUCCAGUGGUGAGCUGUGUUCCUCACUCUCACUCUCAGGAGGUCAGUGUGCAGUGUAGACUGUCCCCUGCUGUUUAUACCAUCCUGCCCUCCACAUACCAGCCUGACCGCAGUGCAGAAUUCACGCUCACCAUCGCCAACAGGAUACACAGGAAAGUAAUGAGCAGCCAGGAGCGUUUGGGCCAGGUGGUUCAGGAGAUCUCCUAUGUUUCUGUGAUGGGGCUGUAGCUUGAGGGGGGGAUGUCUCUCCCCAUCCAAGGCUGACGUGGGUCUUUUUGGCCCUGGCUGGAGAUGAAAGCGAACCAUCUUUCUCCAAAAGCUGAAGGGGUGGAGGGCUUGGCUAGUGUGCUAACGUAGCCUUUAGCACAUCACAGUCUCGUCCAGUGGCCUGACUCUAAUGGAAGCCGACGGCGUCCAGCCCCGCUGCCUGACGGGAGCUAUUGAAGCUGCCGCCCCAGCCACGGCCUGUCCCACCAGAGCGAACAAAGACAUCACUCAGAGAGAGAGAGAGAGAGAGGGGCCGGCCUAGUGGUCGACCCAUACGGACCCAUUGUGCCAGCCAAGCCAUGGCACAGCUAAGCCAACUUUCAGAGACAGAGAGGGUAGGGGAGUGGGUCCUGCUCCAUGGCGGCUGAACAGAGGCACUUGGUUCUCUCUGAAGUGACCGACAGUGGCUGUAUUUUGGCUCGGCCCUCGGAAGCUGCUGGUCGGCCCGUUGGAGCGCGUGCUCCAGUGCGUGGCUCGAGCAGCCGUUAGCGCGCUCAGCGCUGAGCUAGUGACGAAGCCGGCGCGCUGCCGACGCACAAAGAGCCAUUGUGAGAGCAAAGUACUUGCCGCUGUGACCUCCUGUUUGCUGUGUGUGGAGAGCCAUGUAUUUGACUCUUUUUGGGGACCAGAUUAUCCUAGAAUGAUGUAAAACAUGACUGUUUUGACAUUGUGGGGACAUUUGGCUUGUCCUCACCAGGAAAACACUUUUUUUGCGAAAGGUUAGGUGUUGGCACAGCUGCAUUUAGCAGUGGUCAUACAAAAGUUGAUGAACAUACCCAAAAAGACCAGGCGGCAGACUUGUGUGUUUAUAUGUGCAACUCUUGUGUGCCUUCAAAUUGUCACUUGAGUAAAUCAGUGGACUGAAAAAAAAAACUUAUGUGGGCUGAAAUUAUUUCACGCUUUGACCCUGUAAUUUGAGUCCCAUUUACUUUUCAAACACUGUUAUG